This is a messenger RNA of Mesoplodon densirostris (Blainville's beaked whale), 2263 nucleotides long. RefSeq names its product zinc finger protein 385A (gene ZNF385A). Lineage: Eukaryota; Metazoa; Chordata; Mammalia; Artiodactyla; Ziphiidae. The record is from RefSeq and is a predicted model, not a curated record. The coding region runs from base 105 to 1154 and encodes 349 amino acids. Gene Ontology annotation, molecular function: nucleic acid binding; zinc ion binding. Gene Ontology annotation, cellular component: nucleus. The transcript is spliced from 7 exons.
CCCGGCCGCACAGCCCCGAGCCACCCGGGCAACGAGCGCCGCGUCCCCGGCCUGCCCGGCCCGGCCAGGCUCGGCCUCCCCUCCCGGGUCCGCCACCCCGGGCCAUGGAGCCGCGUCCCCCGGGGUCCCGCAGGAUGGACCCUGUGCAGAAGGCUGUACUCUCCCACACCUUUGGGGGACCCUUACUCAAGACCAAGCGGCCCAUCAUUUCCUGUAAUGUCUGUCAGAUCCGCUUCAAUUCUCAGAGCCAGGCUGAGGCACACUACAAGGGUAAUCGCCAUGCCCGAAGAGUCAAAGGCAUCGAGGCUGCCAAGACUCGAGGCAGGGAGCCCAGCGUCCGGGAAACAGGAGAUCCAGCUCCCCCAGGCGGCACGCCCCCUAAUGGAGAGGGUGUAGCCCCCCGUCCAGUGACAGUUUCCAUGGAAAAUGGACUGGGUCCAGCCCCAGGAUCCCCAGAGAAACAGCCUGGCUCCCCAUCCCCUCCCAGUGUUCCGGAGACUGGUCAGGGUGUGACCAAGGGUGAAGGGGGGACUCCAGCCCCAGCUUCCAUGCCUGGGGGAAGCAAGGAAGAGGAGGAGAAGGCCAAGCGGCUGCUCUACUGUGCUCUGUGCAAGGUGGCAGUGAACUCCCUGUCCCAGCUUGAGGCACAUAACAAAGGUACUAAGCACAAGACAAUUCUGGAGGCCCGAAGUGGACUGGGCCCCAUCAAAGCUUACCCUCGGCUGGGGCCUCCCACUCCCGGGGAACCAGAGGCCCCUGCCCAGGACCGAACCUUCCACUGUGAGAUCUGCAAUGUCAAGGUCAACUCGGAGGUCCAACUGAAACAGCACAUUUCCAGCCGGCGGCACCGAGAUGGCGUGGCCGGGAAGCCCAACCCCCUUCUGAGCCGUCACAAGAAGCCCAGGGGCGCCGGGGAGCUGGCGGGCACUCUGACUUUCUCCAAGGAGCUGCCCAAGUCCUUGGCCGGAGGCCUGCUCCCCAGCCCCCUCGCGGUGGCUGCGGUGAUGGCAGCGGCAGCAGGCUCCCCGCUGUCUCUGCGCCCGGCCCCCGCCGCACCUCUUCUCCAGGGACCGCCGAUCACCCACCCCCUGCUCCACCCGGCCCCCGGGCCCAUCCGAACUGCGCACGGACCCAUCCUCUUCUCCCCCUACUGACCUGAACCCUGAACCCCCUCCCAUUCAACGCCCCCCACCUCCAGCCGGGACCCAGGCCUCCGGGCUCCCAGUCCGUCCCUCCUCCCGGCACUCCCUGAAUGAUCUCUCUCCUUCCCCCCCACCCCGAGGUACGGGGUUCCAGGAAAGGGGAGGGGUAGCGGGGGAGGGGGGCUUCAGAAGGGGGGGAACACCCCAGAUCUCAGGGAACCCCGCCCCCUGCCCUUCCCUCUCCCCUAGAAAAGGGGGGGCUGUCUCACCCCCGAGCCCCCUUGGAGACACCCCCCUCCCAAAAGCCAUGUACAUCCACCCCUUCCCCCCAAACCUAGCACAAAACGGGGUUCACAAGCCAUGAUCGGGGUCCAGGGGGCAGAAAUGGAUUUUCUUGGCAAUAAGCAGACUCUGGGACUCCGGCCCCCUACCCCCAAACUGAAGCGCUUCCGUGAACACCCCCGUCCUCCGCAGGGGGAGGGGAGCAGGCGGGAUCCUGGGUCCCUCAUAAGCACUUUGGCUUUACCGCCUGCGACCUCACUGUGCCCGCCCCGCAUCACGCCCCAGCCCAGGUCUAGCCGGGCCCAUGGGCAGCACUUGGUGGCAUCUCUGGCACUUGGGUGGGACCAAGUAGAUGCCCCUAUAGACCCUUCCCUCACCUUCUUCCUUCCCAGUCUGGAUUCCAUUCUUUUCACCAGCACCCAUCGCCCAAGGGGUACCAAGGGGGGCAAGGGGUGUCCAGUCCAAGCCCACCCCCGCCUCGCCUUCCGCAAAACUGUGAGCAAAAAGCAAUAGAAGCCUCGCCCCCGCCCCGCCCCUUUCCGCAGGAUUUGCAGAGUCUGUAGCCUACCCCAUCCCAGCUCCUAGACCUCAUGGCUGUCCCCUCCCACCAGACACCUCUCCACUGCACAACUUGGGCGGGGUCGUGACCUCCCCCCACCCUUGUGGUUUCCGUAUCGUCAGUCCUUCCAGCACAGACCCGGGAGGGGGACAGGCCCCCACUGGCCUUCCCCUCCCCAUCAACUCUUUCUGCUUGACGAUGUAGCAACCCCGGCCCCCAACCCACGUCUUUCCCUUUUCCCCCUCCCUGACAAUAAAAUCUGGAUUCGUUGCCCUCCGUC